Molecule: messenger RNA, 2496 nt
Organism: Tremella mesenterica DSM 1558
Lineage: Eukaryota; Fungi; Basidiomycota; Tremellomycetes; Tremellales; Tremellaceae
Exons: 6
Coding region: 1-2496 (831 amino acids)
Biological process (GO): activation of GTPase activity
Molecular function (GO): GTPase activator activity
Source: RefSeq, a predicted model, not a curated record
AUGGACGUGGUAGAAUUGGAAGCGAAUCUCUUCUCACGUCCAUCACCACAAGAUAUCAAAUCCUCCUGGCAAACUCUCUUCUCAGACCCGUUACUAUCACUUUCAAAACUCAAAUCCUCCGCCCUCUCUUCAACUGGAAUAGGUCCCUCCAUACCAUCAACCCAAGAAACGAAUCCAUUCAUACCAGAAGGAACCGUCUUACUCCGUUCUGUCCAUUGGAGGAUAUAUCAUUCACUUCUUCCAACUCCAACAUCAUUAGACUUAUUCCCUCCUUCUUUGGAAGUAAGCAGGGCCACAUAUACUUCUUUACGUAGGAAAUUCUUAUUAGCUCCAGAUGGUAGAUGGGCAAAUGAUUGUUCUCUUUUAUUUGGAGAUCUUCCAGGUCAUCCCUCUCAAUCGAGUCAUCAUGGGAAAGAUCAAUCUGGUUUUUCUGAAGAAGAGAAGAUUGAUCAUAGGAAAUUUAAGAAUGAUAGGAAGGAAGGUACACAGGGAGCUUGGGAUCCAUUAAGUUUAGAUGGGAGUAGUCCUUGGAAAACAUGGUUUGCCCAUUUAGAAUUACGCGGUACGAUCAGACAAGAUGUUGAGAGGACUUUUCCUGAUAUUCCUUAUUUCAGAGGAGAAAGAGUGAGAAGGAGUUUGACUAGUGCUUUGUUCCUUUGGUCGGUCUUGAAUCCUGACGUGGGGUACAGACAGGGUAUGCACGAACUUCUAGCCGUUUGUCUUCUAGCGGUAGAUUUAGACUCUCUCGACUCGGACGAUAUCACAGAGAAUGGUACUAUGGCGGAUGCCAUGCGAGCUACUUUGGACAGAAGAUAUGUCGAACAUGACGCAUUUGCUAUCUUUCAAAAUCUCAUGCGGAAUGCUAAAUCAUUCUACGAGUGGAGAUCUGAAGAAGGUCCUGUGAGGGUACCGAAGAUAAGAUCACCUACGGCAGCCCCAGCGCCUAUAAUCACUCGAUGUAAUUAUAUACAAAAUUCUUUGUUACGACGUGUCGACCCCCAACUACGUGAGACUUUGGACAAGGAGGGUGUGGAAGGGCAACUGUAUCUCAUACGCUGGAUACGUCUGCUAUUCACCCGAGAACUCCCUUUCGGUCUAGCUAUGAGAUUAUGGGAUGGAGUUUUUUCUGAGGAUCCUUCUUUAGGUCUGUUGGAUUAUAUUUGUAUUACCAUGCUUUUGCUCAUACGUAACGAACUCAUCGAUGCUGAAUACCCAACAUUACUCACUCAUCUCUUGCAUUUCCCUUCACCAUCCCCGACAUAUCCCUUCCAACCUCAUCUCAUCAUUUCUCAAGCUUUAUUCCUUCGCAAUACCACAUCUCCUGCUGGUGGUGUGGAGGUCGUGCUCCAAAACCGAGAUUUGCUCGGGAUCAAAGUCAAGCCUCCAGAUCAAUCUCCAUGGACACCUCAUACUGGUUCUGCCGGACCGCCAAGAUUGCGUCCAACAGGAUUAGCACAAGGUCUUUACGCUCGUGCUCAAGCGGCAGGAUGGGAUACUGCUAUUCUCUCUGCCGUUGGAGAUCUUCGGAAGAAUUUACCCGAUUCAGCUACAGCUUACUCUUACCUACCUGCUCUCCCAUUUUCUCCUUUAUCAGCUCCUAUUCGAGAUCCAUACUCCACCAUCCCGUCCACUUCUGCUCUCAUCCGUCCCACUGGACAGAUUUCAACCUCUCCUUUCAGUCCCACACCACGAAUGACCUCACGUGGAUCGGUGGACAGUUCAGUGUCAAUAAAGUCGUUGAGAGAUGCUGAGAGAGAUCUGGCGGAACUGAGAUUGGCCAUGUUGGGAAUGGGUAAGGCCAUGUCAGGCUGGGUGGAUCGUUUGAAGACGAAGCCGCAGGAUGAGGAGGCUUGGAAAGGUUUGGAGAGGGUCAGAGAUGGACUUUUGGAUGCUGCUGGGAAAGAAGUUGAGGAAAUCGUUGGGGAAUGGGGUUGGAACGAAGGUUUGGAAUCGAGGAGCACGACACCGAUACCUUCCAGUUAUAAACCGAAUUCACGACCUACGCCUCUGCCUCUGGAUGAGAAUCAUCACAGAGGGACAGUUCAUUCAACUCCAGGAGUGGAUGGCGAGAAAACCCCCACACAACCGAAUUUACCUGUGAUGUCACCUGCGACAACGAAUAUGCCUCAAGCAACGAUGAAUGGAAAGUCGGAGAAAGCUGGUAGAGUGGCAAUUACCCAACCUACCUCAAGAAGCCCACCCAAAAAUGUCGUAUCCUCCCCUUCUACCAUAAUCAACGAAAGACUUGCCCCACCAUCCUCGACAUCAUUUUCCCGUGCCGAACCGCCCCCUCAACCACGCCCAAAUCCCAUCAUGGUCCGGGAUGAGUGGCAGGAAGACCCAGUCGUCCGACCAAGCAAUGAGCUUGUGGCGAAGCCUGAUCCACUGGCUGGACUAGGAACGACCACAUUGAUUCCUACUCGACCAGCUCAGAAGAUUCAGGAUUCGAGUCGUGUGAAAAGUACAGUUGCGGAUCCUCUUGGCGCAGGUGGGUGA